Haliotis rufescens (red abalone) is the source of this 849-nucleotide messenger RNA. RefSeq names its product extensin-like. The transcript has a single exon. NCBI's taxonomy places the organism in Eukaryota, Metazoa, Mollusca, Gastropoda, Lepetellida, Haliotidae. The record is from RefSeq and is a predicted model, not a curated record. The coding region runs from base 1 to 849 and encodes 282 amino acids.
AUGGCAAUGAACAGAACAUUCAAUCCUCUCACCCACAGUCCAGUGAAGACAUCAACCACACUCCCACAUCGCACAACCUUCGUCAGCCACGCCAGGACACCAAUCCUCUCACCCACAGCCCAGCCACGUCAUCAACCACGCUCCCACAUCGCACAGCCAUCGCCAGCCACGCCAGGACAUCAAUCCUCUCACCUCCAGCCCAGCCACGUCAUCAACCACGCUCUUACAGCGCACAGCCAUCGCCAGCCACGCCAGGCCAUCAACCCUCUCACCCACAGCCCAGCAACGUCAUCAACCACGCUCUUACAGCGCACAGCCAUCGCCAGCCACGCCAGGCCAUCAAUCCUCUCACCUCCAGCCCAGCCACGUCAUCAACCACGCUCUUACAGCGCACAGCCAUCGCCAGCCACGCCAGGCCAUCAACCCUCUCACCCACAGCCCAGCCACGUCAUCAACCACGCUCUUACAGCGCACAGCCAUCGCCAGCCACGCCAGGCCAUCAACUCUGUCACCCACAGCCCAGCCACGUCAUCAACCACGCUCUUACAGCGCACAGCCAUCGCCAGCCACGCCAGGCCAUCAACCCUCUCACCCACAGCCCAGCCACGUCAUCAACCACGCUCUUACAGCGCACAGCCAUCGCCAGCCACGCCAGGCCAUCAACCCUCUCACCCACAGCCCAGCCACGUCAUCAACCACGCUCUUACAGCGCACAGCCAUCGCCAGCCACGCCAGGCCAUCAACCCUCUCACCCACAGCCCAGCCACGUCAUCAACCACGCUCUUACAGCGCACAGCCAUCGCCAGCCACGCCAGGCCAUCAACCCUCUCACCCACCGCCCAUGUGUAG